GUAGGACGAUCAUUGGUGCAUUCCCCAUCGCUUGAACGAUGACUGCAGCGGCGCAGAUAGGUACUCGCAUCUCGAAAAUCAGGCUGUGAGCAAGUCUGCUCAGGCGCCGUGUCUUUUCCCUUCUUCACCCUACAACCCCGCGAACCAUCCUUCCAGAGAAAUCGUCACUCUGUCUGAAAACUCGCACAACACUCCUCGAGCAACAAGAGAAAUGGAAGUUAUUGGGGCAGUAGCGAGCUUCAUAGCCAUAGGUCAAGCUGUAGGCACCGCUCGCCAUGUCGUCCACAUUGCCCGAGCAAUCCCAGAGGUCGAGGCUUUGAGAUUGAUCCACGAGGAACUCGCCAGGGUGGGAGUCAUUACCAAUGAUUCGAAAUUCAAAUCACCGAUCCUAGAAAAUUCCAUGCUCCAGCUUACAGAGUCUACGAGAAGGCUCGAAGAAAUUCGAAAACGCUGCAUACGAUCACCCAGUGCCAGAGGCAAAGACAAGGUCAAAAAGACAGCAUGGUUCUGGCUGCAAGGCGAGCUGUCCGAGUGUCGAAGUAAAGCGCGAGACGCUAGAGAGAACCUCCAACUUGCGCUCCAAAUAACCAAUACCCAAAUCAUCACGAAGCUCACUUUGCGCAUCGAGAGCAUGCAGACCGUUCCGAAUGUACAACUGCUUGAAGACUCUACAGGAACUGGAGACGCUGAGGACAGCCCAAUAAACAUGGAUCAGAAGUCUUCCCCCCGUGCUGAAGACAUGGGAAAACUCCAGAAUGACGAAAUUCUACAAGCCGUAACUGGGAAACAAGCUCAACGACUUUUACCGAGUCCCCAACCAUCGGCAACCACUGGCCUAGCAACUACCAAGUCUGCGAGUGUUGUUGUCCAGACGUCAAGCUUUCUGCUCAAUCGAUGCCCAAUUCCAUGUUGUUGUCGGUGCCAUGCUUCGAAGCCAGUCUCGUACAAUCCCACGAGAUGGGCUUCAAGCUUGGUGGGCAGUCUGAAUCUCAGCUUCAACCGUCAAUUGACUUUUCGAAACAGCACAACAUGCAACGAGGGUAGCUGCAGAAACAAAGCAGGAACAUCAAUGACAGUCGAUUAUCAAUCUCCGAGUUGGCUAUGUUCCAGAGCAGUUCAAAUGCAAACCUUAGUGGGCGUCACGACUGGGCUGCGAGUGUCACUUAGGCCUGUCAGGAUUAUGUCCUUUGCUUCGACGUUUUGGAAUUGCACUUAUGAUGGUUCUCCUUCGAGCUCGAGAGAAACAGUUCAACAGUGGAUUUUACAUAAUGGAAAGGUAUUUCCAGGUGACGCAGACCCUAGAGGCAUGACUGUCUUAGAGUGGGUUAUCAGUAAUGGAUCAACUGAAGUCGUCCUCUAUUUGUUUCAGAUCUGGGAGGACCAAAUACUUAAAGGAAGCUAUGAUGACUCUUGGUUCUACAGGGCGCACCGUAUCAUUGAAGACACACCUUCCCUGCCCGAUGAGGAGUUGCAAGUACUUCGCCGAAUUUUGUCUGCUGGAGAAUUGAUGGUGAAUGCCAGCCAGACCCCGCUGCAUGAUGCUCUUUCCAAGGGCGGUUUCGACGCUACUAUUCGAGCUGCAGGAGAUUUCAGUUGGGCCAUGAAUCAGCGGAACUAUGGAGGCGACACUCCGUUACACAUCGCUGCAAGACAGGGUCAUCUUGAUAGCGUCAAACACCUCGUGCAUUUAGGAUGCGAUAUCAACGAGGUCAACUGGGAGGGUUGCACUGCUUUAAAUAUUGCUUCCGAACGCGGCCAUGUUCUCACGGUGCAAUACCUUAUUGAUGCUGGUAGCUGGGUGAAUGCCACUGACAAAUGGGGCCACACCGCGAUGGUUAAUGCUGCCUUUGGGGGGCACAAAAAUCUUGCAAAAGUCAUUCAAGCCUUAAUUUGUGCGGGGGCAUCGGUAAAUGCUACUGACAACCAGAACUACAGUGCCCUACACUUCCUAACGUCGCGUGGUCACGACCGCUAUACCACCCAAGAGUGCUUGAGGAUCCUUCUGGAAGCCGGCGCUGACAUCGAAUUACGAACUAAAAAUGGGAGGACCCCGCUUUUGCUUUCGAUUCAUGAAGGAGAUCACGCUGGCACACAGUGCCUGAUUGAGGCAGGAGCUAAAACGACAUGCUUAACAAGCCAUGGUUGUGGUUUGCUUCACGAGGCAGCGUUCUAUGGAACCACUGAGCUGCUUCGGUACCUUUCAACCCUGAAUUUAACGGCCGCAAAUCCGGACUUGCUUGACAACUACGGAUAUACGCCUUGGGAUUGCUGGAUUCACUCCUUGCAUCUGCAGGAUUGGAAACGUGGGUGGGUCUUAAAACUAACCCCAGAGCGACAGGAAGCUUUUGUUUCAUUGUUCAUAUCAAUCAGAGACAGGAAUUUGACUGCUGAUAUAGAGCGACUGCUCUGGCUACUCCAAUAUGUGAGAGACGAGGACCAACGAGCCGCCACGGCUGCCCUAAGCCCUCUGAUCAAGCAGAAAGAAGAGUGGAAGCAAUGGGAGAUCCUUGGUACAUACAAGACCAUUGGUUUGCAGAUCCGAGAACAGAUGUGGGAGGCAGCUGUGGAGUCAGUUGAAGAGGUUGUUGACAUGUUACGAGAGAAAAUGGCCGCAUCUCCGUGGGACACCAAAUCGCGGUGGGAUCCCUGGAGUGAGACAGAGUCAGAAGACGAGGAUGACCAUCAGACUGAAUCCACUGGAUCCGAAGAUGAGGAGUGGGAUGACGCUGCUGGCGACGACGAUGACGAAGAAUGAGGUGACACGGUUGAAUUGUAAACGCAGAAGGGAGUUUCGAGAGGCAUAAAACAUAC
Molecule: messenger RNA, 2811 nt
Organism: Colletotrichum godetiae
Lineage: Eukaryota; Fungi; Ascomycota; Sordariomycetes; Glomerellales; Glomerellaceae
Exons: 5
Coding region: 212-2755 (847 amino acids)
Biological process (GO): protein localization to ciliary inversin compartment
Cellular component (GO): ciliary inversin compartment
Molecular function (GO): protein binding
Source: RefSeq, a predicted model, not a curated record